Messenger RNA from Tympanuchus pallidicinctus (lesser prairie-chicken), 2772 nucleotides. It is a transcript of the gene IL12B, whose product is annotated as interleukin 12B. NCBI's taxonomy places the organism in Eukaryota, Metazoa, Chordata, Aves, Galliformes, Phasianidae. Gene Ontology annotation, cellular component: external side of plasma membrane. The transcript is spliced from 7 exons. Gene Ontology annotation, molecular function: protein binding; cytokine receptor activity. Gene Ontology annotation, biological process: immunoglobulin mediated immune response; cytokine-mediated signaling pathway. The record is from RefSeq and is a predicted model, not a curated record. The coding region runs from base 570 to 1517 and encodes 315 amino acids.
UUAUCUAGUGAGGAUGUAUCAAGCUGUAGUCCAUUAUGUAGUAUGAAUUUCAUGUAUGUAAUUUUAUGUAGUGUGAGUUUUUAUAUAGGACUACUGACACAUUUAAAAGCUUCGUAGGACUGGAAUUUAUGUUCAUUGGUCCUUUGCUUCAGUGCCUUAUUCUGUAAGAAACCUCAUUAGCAUCAGUAGAGGUUCUCUUGCUCAAGGAAUAUGUGACUCAGGGAUCUGGGAAUGCUUCUGAGCCUUUGACCAGAUAAAGAUCACAUAUUAGACCUAGUGCCAGGUCUAGUUCUUCAUCUGGUUCACUUGACUAGAUAAAGGUUAAGACCUAUGCACACAGUUGCCUCCAAGUGCCAUGGUUUCUUCUCUCAUACUGGUUUGCGAUAUGAAUAACUAGAAGGUCAACAUCUUGCCUCGAAUUGCAGUGCAUGCCUGCAUGUAGAAUUAUUAGAAUGGGAGGAUGUUUCUUAGUUCACUGGAACUGAAUUUGUCAUCUUAUCCAGCAACUGAGCUCAAUUUCAGUACACACUCAGCAAUCCUAAAUGAAGUAAUGUAUUUUUUACCUACAGAUGUCUCACCUGCUAUUUGCCUUACUUUCAUUACUUUCCUUUGCUGCCCUUCUGGAAGCACAGUGGAAACUUAGAGAGAAUGUGUAUGUCAUAGAAUCUGAGUGGAACGACGAGACACCAGCUAAAAAAGUGAAGCUCACCUGUAACACAUCUGAUGAAACACUGCCAGUUUACUGGAAAAAGGGAACAGAACUGAAAGGAACUGGAAAGACUCUGAUCGUCGAAGUGAAGGAGUUCCCAGAUGCUGGCAACUACACCUGUCUGUCAGCUAAGACACACGAGAUUAUCAGCUACAGUUUCUUCCUCAUAACUAAAGUAGACUCCAAUAGACAAAUGAUACGGUCGAUUCUGAAAAGCUAUAAAGAGCCAAGCAAGACAUUCUUAAAAUGUGAGGCGAAGAACUACUCUGGAAUUUUCACAUGUUCAUGGAUGACAGAAAAUGAGAGUCCAAGCAUGAAGUUCACAAUCAGGAGCCUAAAAGGCUCUCAAGGAGAUGUAACCUGCAGCAGCCCUGUGGUUCACACUGAAAAAUCUGUGACUGAAUACACUGUCCAGUGCCAGAAGGAAAACUACUGUCCAUUUGCCGAAGAGCACCAGCCAACCGAGAUGUUCCUGGAGGUCAUUGAUGAGGUGGAAUAUGAGAACUACACUAGCAGCUUCUUCAUCAGAGAUAUCAUAAAGCCAGACCCUCCUCAAUGUCAGUAUGCAAGCACAAAUGGAACAGUGACCUGGACAUAUCCCAGGACCUGGAGCACACCAAAGUCCUACUUCCCUUUGACUUUCAGGGUCAAAGUUGAAAGCACAAAGAAAUACAGAAGCAAGGUUUAUGAUGCUGAUGAGCAGUCUAUUCAGAUUCCGAAGGCUGGGCCAAAAGACAAGAUCUCCGUGCAGGCCAGGGAUCGCUAUUACAACUCAUCCUGGAGUGAGUGGUCUGCACUUUGCAGAUAAGCACCAGGAGAUUGGUGUAAUGCUCCUCAAGAAAGCAAAGGAUGGAUGAAGACAAGCAAAUAUGCUAAUUAGAAGAAAAAUCUGCAUGUGAGAUUAUUAAGAAGCCACGCCUUACUCUUUUUUUCCAUAGAAUAGUAUGAUCGUGAUUCUGACAGAUCUUUUACAUUCUCCAGGUUUGAGUAACACCACUAGCACACAUCAUGUUAUAUUAACAUGUAUGGUACAGUGAUACAUUCCUGUCAGCUAUUAUUGUUGGUUCCAUGUGCUUUUGUAUUGCAUUUAUUUAUUGAUCUAUUUAUUACUUACUUGAUAUGAAUUGCAGUGUCAGUCGAUGGCAGCUGCCAGUCAGGAUGUUUCAUGUGUUAACUUAUACAGAAUGUAACUUAUUGAAAGAACUAUUUAAUAAUUAUUUUAUUGUUAAAUUAUGCAAUUACAUUCAUAUUUAUUAUUUAUUUAUUUAUUUAUUUAUUUAUUUGAAAUAUAUCAGCACAGAAAGCCUUGGCUGCAUGAGGCAGCUCUGUAUCAUACAUCCAGGCUUAUCUUCCUCUUCCAGUCUGGCAGUUAAUAUUUUAGAAGAAGGAACUGCAGACUCAGAGUCCUGGAAAUGUUAACUGCUGCACAUUUUCAGCUGUUUGUGGUCAGCACUGCACAUCAUAGGCAGCUGAAAUUGUUUAAUAGUUCAACUGCUGUGUAUCUGAUAUUUCAGAGAGCAAUUGAGAACUGGUUUUCUAUGUGAAUGUUAAGUGUGUAAUUAAAUUUAGAAUUUUAAAAUAUGGAUUUUCAUAGAACAUUUUGAAGAUACUUCUUUAGUACUGCCAGAAGUGCUAUUGUGUCUUCACAGAACCUUAGGAAAAGAAUAAAAUCCUAAUUCUGAACUGCUUACAGUGUAAGUGCCCAGGUCUGGAAGAAAAAGCACAAGCAUGUGUUGAAGCCCCUGCUUUUGUUUUUGUUUUUUUGUCAGUCCACCUAAGUUGUGGCUUUCAGGAGGACAGAAGCCCUUUAAGGGCUUGGGCCUUUAUCCUUGAUACAAGAUCAUUGGAAAUAAAAGAGUCCUCAGUUGUGACCAUGCUUCCUUUUUCUUCCAGUUUUAGAAAUGGGUGGUGAUUUAAGUAUUUAAACAUUGAAACAUAGGAAGUAUCUGAGAUUUCAGAAAACCAUUCCUAAUCUAGCUACAAGCGUUUGUUGCUAUUCUAUUAUUUAAGUAUUGCUAUUUAUUUAUUACAUUAUUACUUAUUGCUAUUGCAUAUGAUUCUUA